This is a messenger RNA of Aspergillus pseudonomiae, 2922 nucleotides long. RefSeq lists its product as uncharacterized. The coding region runs from base 1 to 2922 and encodes 973 amino acids. Lineage: Eukaryota; Fungi; Ascomycota; Eurotiomycetes; Eurotiales; Aspergillaceae. The transcript has a single exon. The record is from RefSeq and is a predicted model, not a curated record.
AUGGCAGACAAGAAUACAUAUCUCAAAUACAAGCGGGACCAAAGACUCCUGGUUUAUUGGAUUACCAACACUUCCAAUCAAAUCAUCAAGACCAGCGCACCAGGGGCCUCGAUAGCCAUCAACACAACAGGAAAGGUCUCGCUGGCAACUCUGAAGUCAUUGUCAGAGCUUAUUGCAAAAUAUAUCAAGCCGAUACCCCCAACUAUAUUCCGCCUGUUCAAGUCUAUUAUCGAGGCCAGGAGGGACACUCAUAGUCAGUUCUUGAGAAUUGUCGCCUCCAACCCAGACCCAGAUAUCCAAAAGAGUAACGAUGCACACAGACACUGGAUCGAUGGUUUGACCGAGGCAUUCAAUGCAUUGGGAGGAGAGUCGUGGCUCUCGGAGCAGAAAAGCAACAUCAACGUGGCUGACGAAGACGAGGAGGAAAUCAUCUUUGCCAAUAAAUUCUCGACUCUCAGUUUGAACGUGUCAGCCGGGGAAGACCAGGGAGAUGAAGAUGAAGACGACAAUGAUGACGAGGAGCAGGUCACGGCAACUGUGCGGUCGAAGGCUAAGGCUGGCAAGAAAGGAAAGAAGGGCAGACGAACACGGAAACCUAAGACAAAAGUGGCGACUGCGGCUCUUACCCCAUGCCUCGACGAAGUUCCACUGGCAAGCUAUCGUAUUAUCGAGGAUGAGACUGGAAUUAUUACAGAUUAUCUAAUGGCGACCUACUCGUUCGUCAGACAAUGGAUCGAGCUCCGCCAUUACCUGCAAGGUGUUUGGCGCGACGUGGCCUAUAAUGGCCUGAACAGCGCGGUCGCAGCGACUCUGUCGAACAUUGCUAUUGCGAUGAUCAAGGACACCCAAUCCCAGAUUUUUGUUGAUUUCCCUGGGCAUGAAUCGUUCGAGACCAUCAUGAAAACUAUCACCCGUGGUGAUCCCGAUAAGGCCCAAGGCAUGUUUCAGAUGGAGCUUCAUCAAACCUGUACCGACGGUAGUAGUGAUAUAGUCGAGGCCUCGGAGCUGGAUGUGAGAGAGGAGUUCCUGAUACAUUCCUAUCAGAACUUGGUCGACUUUAUGACGGACUUUCAGAAGACACACAGUGGCAAGCCAACCAAGAAUAUGUCUAAAGAGAUACGGGAUUGGGACCCGACGUUGGGUCUUGAAAGAGCGACCAAAGAACAGCGCUUGAGGUGGCGUCGGUCUUACACGAUCAACUGGUUGUAUGACCUGGUCAACAUCAAUUCCUCAAUUGUUGUGCAACGCAGGACAUUAAGAGGGCAGAAAAUUCCCCUCGAGACCGUUGACUGGUCUGAAGCCGGACCUUGGCACUUUCAUCGACGGUUGUUUGGCAUCACUGAAUUCGCCGGCGACAUUACCCACUUUGCGGUGCAGAAACCUGGGACUAAAAUUCAGUCCAGCAUUCUUCCUCAUCAUGUCUUCCAGCUUCAGUGCAUAGUGGAUUCCCUAACGGUGUCUCGAGGUUGGUCUUUCCAUAUUUUGGUAGGCCAUGUCCUGGGGUCCCCGGCCUCUGAGUUCCGCCCCAGAAGAGACGUUGAUUUGUUCAUGGACCGUGACCAGGACAAGCCUAUGUCAGGAUACUGUACCGGUGUUGAGGUACUAAGCCAAUGCUUUGAAAAGGAUGCGAUGCUUCAUGGAGACCCACAGCGGCAUGAGAAAAUCAACACAAUGCUCCACGGGUUAAGAGAUGAUUUUGUGAACUGGCUUGGGGAAAGCAAGUACAUGUACGGCUUGGCGACCAUACCCCCAUCUAGGUUUUCACACAUAAACGCCAAUGGACUGUGGGAAUAUUCCCCAUUCCUUUGCGGCGCUGGUUUGAUGGAAGCACUUGAACUGGCGUAUGGGAUGGGCCUUGCCAUGUGGGACCGUGUUCCCGAGCCCCUGUGCGUUAUCCAUCUCCAUAACAUGCUGGUCCAGAAGGGUUAUAUCUCGCAGCCAGUGGGGUUGUAUGAUACCUUUGAAAAGUUAUUCGCGGAAUCCUUUUAUGCCAAUGGAAAGGCACCUACAUCCAGCUUUGAAAAAGCGUUUGAAGCCCGGGUUGGCCCUCCUAGGUCUAGACGAGAGACUUUUCGGCGACGGCAACUGGGACGACAGGUCGCUAAAUAUGCAACGGACGUGCACGGUCUUCUGGAUAGCAAUACCAAUCGCUUCUUCCAGGCCAAAUCCUUCCUACGUCUCUACCACGCGGCGCGCUGGGUUCCGGAUCGAGUUCCAGAUGAGGAUAUCCCUAUCCCCUCGAUCUUAGCUUUCUUUCGUCUGACUGAGGCCAAGAGGGUCACUGAUCCUAUCACGGGAAGAAUUGCCCUUGAAGAUAUUGACUUGGUCAAGCGUGCCAGAUCUAUCGGGAUGGAUGAUAGGUCGAUCAUUGAGAUUUCGUCGCAGUGGGCAUCACUUGCACAAGAGCAAACCAUUGACCCAAAGGUUCUCGAAAGCAUCAAGACCAAUAUGCCAGAGGGAUACGAGGCCAAGGGACUGGGAGUGUCGACAAGCCUAUUGCAUUGUACACCUCGGAAAUCUGUCCUCGGAAUCGCGCAAUACUUAGAGGCCCUCAAGUUGGACCUUUUCAGCGAAAUAUGCGGCGAGACGAGACCAGUACUCAGUGUGAACUAUGUGAUGGUGCUUGUAUGCUUCAUGAUCUUGUUUAUGCGCAUUGAAGACGAGCUAAAGAGUCGUCGGAACCCACUAUGGGUCCAGGCCUAUGAGGGGAACACGGCUAUGACACGCGAGAAAAUAUUGUCGCUCACUGCGCUGGUCCUGGAGCAAGAGGAUGAAGAGUGCAUGCAGGUAAUGGCUGAUGCGUUCCAGAACCUGAGAUUGGGCUUUAAGGACUAUAUUUACUGGGACGAUUUGUACAAGGAGGGGAGUAAAAUGGAGCAAAAUAGUGAUCCUUUUGGGCUGGACACAUGUAUGGUGAUGUGA